AUGAAAAAACUUUUACUUACAGUUUCUCUAUUAGCCGUCAUAGCUAAUGCUGCACCAGUCAACUCGCUAAUAGAUAAUUAAAGAGCAUAACUUAAAUGGAGAUAGGAAGCAACAAACAAAUUCAACUGGAAAAAAACUCAGGAACUCAAAUGGGAAGUAGUCAAUGCUUUUAUUGAUGUUUAAACUUCCCCUGAUGGAGAUGUAUACGCUAUUCAAAAACUUGAAUAAGAAUUAAAUGAUCCUAAAUACUAUGUUUACUUGUACAAUGCUAUAUCAAAUACAUGGCAAAUAUACGAUAAAGAUUUCCAAGCUAAAGCUGUGAGAUUUAAUCUCUUGGGAAGAAUGUACUUCUUAGACACAAAAAAUUGUGUCCUAAAUGAAAAACGAUAAAGACAAGCUUGCGGCUUCAAAGACUUUGAAAUAUACGCUGAUGGAAAAAUCAUCGCUAUCCAUGAUGGAGUUUCAAACAUUCCAGUUGAUACCCUUGCAACUCCAUAUCAAGAAGAUCCCAACUCUAAUGCUUAAUUCAAGGCCUUAAACAGCAAAUAUAUUGGUUUAACUUUGCUCUAAAAUCAGUUGAUACUUAUCAAUUGGGAUAAUACAAUUGAUGCUAACUACGGAUCAGAGAAAAUGGUUAGUAUAAGUGCUGGUGUCGAUGGUGCACUUUGGGGACUUCUUUAUGAGUCUAAUGUCAAACAAUAUCAAAUCGCUAAAUGGCAGACUAUUACUUAAAAAUGGUAUAAGAUUGAAGGCCAGAAGGGUGUUGCUCUUUCAGCUUACAAUGAAAUCUCAGUUGCUGUUGUUGAUGAGAGAGGUCUCCUUAGUCUCUCAUCUUAAAACUAACUUUAGUAAUAAGCUGUUUACAUUUGA
Messenger RNA from Stylonychia lemnae, 870 nucleotides. The record is from the annotation of a GenBank genome assembly. NCBI's taxonomy places the organism in Eukaryota, Ciliophora, Spirotrichea, Sporadotrichida, Oxytrichidae.